This is a messenger RNA of Diabrotica virgifera virgifera (western corn rootworm), 6230 nucleotides long. RefSeq lists its product as uncharacterized. The transcript is spliced from 2 exons. The record is from RefSeq and is a predicted model, not a curated record. The coding region runs from base 2195 to 6055 and encodes 1286 amino acids. Lineage: Eukaryota; Metazoa; Arthropoda; Insecta; Coleoptera; Chrysomelidae.
CUAGUAUUUCUAGAUAUUUUUUGCUUCUUAUAUAUGAGAGUUUGCUUCUUUGUUCCUGAAGCUGAACUGAUUUUCACGUAUCCGUAUAUCAAUUGGUCAUAUGUGAUAGUUGUAUUGCUCUUGGUACAUUGUUGUCUCUUUUUUGUAAAUACACUGCUUCUCCAUUCAUCUGGCUUUGUCCAACUUCCAUAAUUCUACUAAAUAAACCUAUAUAAAAAGCAUGGAAAACGAGUUGCAGCAAUUCAUAUCUCUCGCUCUUUCUUACAAUGUGUCAGAGGCAUUCGAUUUUAUUGUGGUUACCAGCUCUUUUUCUUUUUUAAUUCUUAAUAAAAUGAUCUAAUUAGUUACGUGAUGGGAAUAAGAUAUAUACAAAAAUAUGAAAAAAUGUUUUAUUUCUUUGGAAUAAAAUAAAAAAGCCAAGUUGGUUGACUGGUUUAAAGCUUUGCAGUGCAGGAGAUUUGAACCUAUGGUCUAACACUUACUUAUUUUCAAUGCAAUUUAACAAAGCCUUAAAUCACUCAACCAACGUGGCUUUGGAACUUUGCUCUAAAAAAUAACGAUGAUAUUCACAUGUUACGACAUUCAUAUUGAUAAUAAAAAGAAAUAAAUAUUUUCAAAUAAUAUUUUAUUCAAAAUACUGUUAUUUAGAGUGUGAGCUUUGGUACACGACACCCAUAUAAAAAGCGUGGCUGUCCCCUCCUUCCUUCUUUCAGCCAACGUCUCCAGUCCUUUCUGUGCUGACAUUCUCCAUCUCGUCUUUUCUUUUAGAUAUAUAUUUUUGUAUUUUUGUUUCUGUUCUGACAACAGCAUUUCCUGUCUUUAUUUUUUAAGUGCUUGAAUUACUUCGGAGGGAAUGAAGUUGCAUGAAGUCUUGCAUUGCAGAGUCAUAAUUUCUCGAUUUUUUUAUUUAUACAGUCGAACCCGCUUAUUGGAAUAGCCUUCGUGCCAAGCAAAAGUAUUCCUAUAACAGGGAUAUUCUAAUAACCGAUCAUAUGUGCAUAGUAAAAACGUUUUGGGACCUCAAAUUUUUAUUCCUUAAGCCGGGAUAUUCCUUUAACCGGUAUUCUAAUAAGCGGGUUCGACUGUAUUCACAAUAUAUUUUAGUCUGAUUUUAGCUUAUAUUUGUAACUUUGGAUAUACGUAAUUUUUUAGUCGAAUUCUAUUUAUCUUUGAACCUUAAUCUAUCCAAAAUUUCGAUAAAUCCUCAGCCCUAUUUUUUCAAAUUAUUUUAAUUAAACUAAAAGACUUUUGUUUAAAAAAUUUGCAAUAUUCUUUCUAUUAGAGUCCUUCCUCUAUCUAUCAUAGGAUUUUUACAGCUGUCACCGCCUUCCUUCUUUCAGCCAACGUCUCCAGUCCUUUCUGUGCUGACAUUCUCCAUCUCGUCUUUUCUUUUAGAUAUAUAUUUUUGUCUUUUUGUUUCUGUUCUGACUCAACAGCAUUUCCUGUCUUUAUUUUUGAAGUGCUUAAACCACUUCGGAGGGAAUGAAGUUGUAUAUAGCAAAAAAUAAAAGUCGUCUGUUGUUUUGUUUCUGUUGUAUCUAGAGCCUUCUAGAGUUGCAGUAGAUUAAAAUCCUAUAUUUUAGUUUUUAGUAUUUCUCUUAGAACUUUUUUGUUCUUUUUCUUCUGUUUUGUCCAGUGCCCAAGAGCGUUGCAGCAGAUUAGAAUUUUUAGUAUUUUAUUCAUACAUAUUAGUUAUAUCUUUGCUUACAUUCGUAACUUAUGUAUGUGUAAUUUUCUCGAUCGAAUUACUCUAACUAAACUAAAAGACUUUUGCUUUGAAUUUUUUAUUAGAGACCCUUCGUUUGGAUAUAUAUGUUUUGUGUCGGUUCUAUUCAGAGUCUCGUAGCGUUGCUUCAAAUCUCGCAAUAUUUUUUCUAUUUUAUCGAUUUUUUCGAAGAGUCAAGUUGAUUAUAGCAAGUUGUUAUUGUUUUAGGUGGAUUUAGCAAAAAAUAAAGCAAGGUUUCAUCCAUUGCAGUGGAAACGAACAUCCAGCAGCCAAAUUAGAAAUCGUUGAAACUUAGAAUAAAAAAGAGGGUGGAUUUAGCAAGAAAUAAGCAAGGUUUCAUCCAUUGCAGUGGAAACGAACAUCCAGCAGCCAAAUUCGAAAUCGUUGAAACUUAACUUAACUAAUCGUUGAAUAAAAAAGAGGGUAAGUGAUUUUGUUUUUUUAUAAGCCAUACAAUAUAAUAUUGAAAUGAUUAAGGAAAUAGUUAAGCAGUCGGAUAAUCUAUUAUUAACUAUUAAAAGACUUCGUAAAAUAAUUUUUGAUAAAUUUACUCAAAAUGAUGCUAAAGUAUGGUUAAAGCGAUUAAAUGCACAUAUUUGCAAAUGUAAUAAUUUAAUUAAAGCUAAAAAAUUACCCAUUGGAACUGCUAAAAAAUUACAAUCAAACGUAGGACAUUUUAAACAUUUUCGAAGAAUAAUUUUAAAUUUUAAUAGACGUGUUGGUCUAGGACUUAAUUCAAAAUUACGAAAUAGAGUAAAAUGGGAAAAUGUCGCUUCAAGUUUUGCAAGUCGGAUUAAGACAGGGGUUAUAAUAAAUUUAUAUCAUAAGGAUGUAGGACCGUUUUUGAAUGAUGCUUUUACCAUAUUUAAACAAAAAGUUAAAACUGUUUUGAAAUCUAAUAGAGUACUUAAAGUCAACACUACUUUGUGGGGGGAAUUUAUUAAAAAGACAGGUGAUAGUGAGAGUUUAGAUUUGAUACAUUUUAGCACUAAAAAUGUCAUUAUAGAUAGUUAUUCGACCGAUUUACACAUUUGGUUUAGCGAAAAUGUUAAAGAUAUAAUUUUUAAAAAAAUGUCUGAAUUUUCAGAAAAAGGUUCAGGUGCCGCUCUCUCUAAAGUAAUCUCAUUAGAAGUUAACAUCAAUAAAGUCGAAAUUGGGAACGGAUCAUCGUACAUUAAACUUCCUGAACAAAUUCAAACUCGUCAUGCAUGUAUAAAUAUAAAAAAUUACGAUCAAAAUUGCUUUUAUUGGGCGAUUAUUAGCUCUCUUUAUCCAGCGAAAAUACAUACAGAACGUACAUCGGCAUAUCCAUAUUACAGUACUGUUUUGAAAACGGAGGACUUGGAAGCUCCAAUGCCUUUAACUCAUAUCACAAAAUUUGAAAAAAUAAAUACUAUAUCAGUGAAUGUUUAUGCUUUGGAAUUAAAUCAAGUUAAGGAAAAACAGUUUUACGAAGUAGUACCUGCUAGACUUACACAAAACAAGCUUGAUAGACAUGUAAAUUUGCUUCUAAUUCAGGAUAAAUAUUUUUCAAAGUUAAAUGAUUACGACGCUCCUCCUAGUGACGAUGAAAAUAUUGAAAUAAAAUAUCAUUACUGCUGGAUUAAAGAUAUGUCCAGGUUGUUAAGUUCUCAGUUAAGUAAGGACAAACAUAAAAAAUAUAUUUGUGAUCGCUGUAUGAAUUAUUUUUCCAGCGGAAAUAAACUUGCGGAGCAUGAAGAGUUCUGCAGAGACAUAAACAAAUGUAAAAUGACUGUUCCCAAAUACGAUGAUGUUGCUUUUAGAAAUUUCACAUACAAACAAACCACUCCCUUUAUCAUAUAUGCUGAUUUUGAAUGUCAGUUACAUAAUUUUACAGAUUCUAAUGUAAAACUGAGCAAAACAGCAAAAUACCAAAAGCAUGUACCUUAUAGUGCAGGCUAUUACUUUAAAUGUGCUUACGAUGACGGCUUAUCAUAUUUUCGAAGCUACAGAGGUGAAAAUUGCAUGGAGUGGUUUGCAAAAGAAAUGGCUGAAAUAUCCAAAUUUGUCAAUUCUAAAAUAAAAUCAAUUGUACCUAUGGUUAAAAAGCCUAGUACAAGUGGGGCAACUGCCUGUCAUAUUUGUGAGAAACGCUUUUUAGCUACAGAUAUAAUUGUUGUAGAUCAUGAUCAUUUUACCGGAGAGGUAAGAGGAUUUGCACACCAAGCAUGCAAUUUAAACUUCAGAAAGGUGUUUGUUGUGCCAGUAGCAUUUCACAAUUUUAGUGGAUAUGACUCACAUUUCAUGAUUAUCGAUUUAUGCAAACAUGGGCACCUGAGCUUACUUCCUAUUAAUAAAGAAAAAUAUAUUUCUUUUACUCUACAUUCAGAUGAGCAUAAAAUUAGACUAAGAUUUAUCGAUACUAUGAGAUUUAUGGGAGCUUCACUCGAUGAAUUAGCAUCACUUUUAGAUACUUCAGAGAAGAAGAUUUUAAAACAAGAAUUUUACAGUUUAGAUGAUGAUGCAUUUAAUUUAUUAACUUGCAAAGGAGUAUUUUGCUAUGAUUAUGUAGAUAGUUUGGAAAAAUUAGAGGAAACUUCUUUACCUACAAUUAGUCAUUUUUAUAAUAAAUUAUGUGAUGAACAUAUUAGCGAACAGAAGUAUGCUCAUGCGCAGAAAGUUUGGUCUAUAUUUGAAUGUAAAAAUUUGGGAGAGUAUAGCGAUUUGUAUUUAAAAACAGAUAUUUUGCUUCUGGCUGAUGUAUUUGAACAAUUUAGACAAAAAUGUAGGGAUACGUACCAUUUAGAUCCUGCGUGGUAUUAUACCAUACCAGGUUAUACAUGGGACUGUAUGCUUAGGUAUACAAAAUGUAGAUUAGAGUUAUUAAAAGAUGUGGAUAUGAUUUUGUUUAUUGAAAAAGGCAUAAGAGGCGGAAUAUCUGUGUGUAGUAACCGAUUUUCGGAAGCUAACAAUAAGUACAUGUCGACAUAUGACCCCACACAGCCCUCUAAGUACAUCAUGUAUUUAGAUGUAAAUAAUCUAUAUGGUUGGGCUAUGAGUGAAUAUUUACCUUUUGGAGGAUUUAAGUGGAUUGAAGAUGUAACCAAAUUUGGUGUAGCAUCUAAAUCCACUAAACUUCCCAAGGGUCAUAUUGAUAUUAUGUCAAUUCCGAAUGCUGCGAAGGAGGGCUAUUUCUUUCAAGUUGACUUAGAGUAUCCACGUGAAUUACACGACAAACAUAAAGAUUUUCCAUUUGCUGCCGAACACCGCAUUCCUCCCGGUUCAAAACUACCAAAAUUAUUGCCAGCUCUUUUUAAUAAGUCAAAAUAUAUUAUUCAUUAUAGAAAUUUAAAGCAGGCUUUAUCUAACGGAUUAAUUUUAACUAAAAUACAUAAAGUUUUGAAAUUUAAUCAAUCUGCAUGGCUGCGGCCCUAUAUUGAGUUAAAUACUAACUUACGGGCUGCAUCUAAGAGCAGUUUUGAGAAAAAUCUCUAUAAAAUGAUGAACAAUGCUGUGUUUGGUAAGACCAUGGAGAAUAUAAGGAGGCAUAGAACUGUAAAAAUAUGUAAAAAUUGGAAUGGAAGGUAUGGAGCCAAAAACUUGAUUGCAAGUAUUCGGUUUCACAGUCGUACUAUCUUUAGUGAAAACCUGGUGGCCAUCGAACUAACCAAAUCAGUAGUGUGUUUUAAUAAGCCUCUGUAUAUAGGUGCAGCAAUCCUAGACAUAUCAAAAUUAUGUAUGUAUGAUUUUCAUUACUCCUUCAUGCUUCCAACGAUGGGAGAAGAAAAUUGUAUGUUAUUGUACAUGGAUACAGAUAGCUUCAUCUAUGAAUUACAGUGUUUAGAUGCAUAUAAGGAGGUUUUAAAGGCACACAACUCUAAAUUCGAUACAUCUGACUAUUCGGAAAAUAACCCGUACAUGAUAGAACGGUUAAAUAAAAAAAUCCCCGGUCUAAUGAAGGAUGAAGCUAAUGGAAAAAUUAUUACAAAUUUUAUUGGUCUAAGAUCAAAAAUGUAUACAUUUAAAUUACAAACAACUGAUGAAGAGAGAGAAAAAGAGAGAGAACGUUUAAAACUGAAACUAAACAAGGAACAAAUUGAUUGUGGUAUUCAAAAUUUAGGUAUAACCAAAAAAGCAAAAGGUGUAAAAUAUAAUGUAGUCAAAAAUAUAAUCACAUUUGAAGAUUUUGAAAAUUGUUUAAAAGAAUACAAAAUUAAAAGCACAAACCAAAGGUGUAUUCGGUCAUAUCAACAUUCAGUAUUCAGCAUAGAGCAAACAAAAACGGCCCUAAGUCCUUAUGAUGAUAAACGAUAUUUAAUACCAGAAUCCUUUAAGACGCUUCCCUGGGGGCAUUGUGAUAUACCAUAAUUUUUUAGCAAAAAUAUAAUCGCUUUAAGACGCUGAGGGCAUUUACUUGGAUAUUAAAAAUGUGUAUGGCUGGUGAAAAGACACAAUCACUUUUCCUCAGUAAUUUUUAAUAAAAUGACUAUUGUACAAUAUUAUUUUUUCAUUAUCCUUUUGUAAAUAUAUUACUAAAAUAAAA